Contarinia nasturtii (swede midge) is the source of this 1433-nucleotide messenger RNA. Its product is annotated as lipase 3-like. Gene Ontology annotation, biological process: lipid metabolic process. The coding region runs from base 110 to 1282 and encodes 390 amino acids. Gene Ontology annotation, molecular function: hydrolase activity, acting on ester bonds. NCBI's taxonomy places the organism in Eukaryota, Metazoa, Arthropoda, Insecta, Diptera, Cecidomyiidae. The transcript is spliced from 10 exons. The record is from RefSeq and is a predicted model, not a curated record.
CUUUGUUGUUGUUACUGCUGCUGCUGCUGCUGCUUUGAUUUAAUAAGACACAAGCGCCAAUAUAAACAGAUUACGUCAAAUUCAUCUAGCUGAAACUUAUCUCAACGAAAUGAAACGUUACAGAUGCUCACGCAUCGCAAAUAAAAUGAUCGCUUCAAUAAUUGUGAUUUUAUUGUUCAUCGAACAUUUUCCAUUCAUAUCAACUGAUCAAAUGUUGAAGAGAGUUCAAGCGGCUGGCUAUACAAUUGAACGACAUUACAUAACUACAGACGAUGGCUACAUUUUACGACUUUAUCGCAUUCCAUCAUCACCAAAAACCGUCAACAAUUCAAAACACAAUAAACCAAUACUAUUAAUGCACGGACUGACUGGAUCUUCUAGGGACUAUGUUGUUUAUCCAAACAUUUCGCCGGGAUAUUAUUUCGCACAGCAUGGUUUUGACGUUUGGUUAGGAAACGCUCGUGGUAAUACAUUUUCACGAAAUCAUACAUCGCUUGAUCCAGAUGAAGGAGAAUUUUGGCAGUUCAGUUGGCACGAAAUUGCUAUGAACGAUUUGCCAGCGAUGAUUGACUUCAUUUUAUACAGAUCCAAUCACAAUCAAUUAAUAUACGGAGGGCAUUCGCAGGGUGGCACAACGAUCUUUGCUCUACUUAGCGAACGACCCGAAUACAAUAAGAAAAUUUCAUUAGUACAUGCUAUCGCGGCGGCCGUUUAUUUGAAAAAUGCACAAUCAUUUCUAAUUCCAAUAUGGACAAAGCUACGUCAUUUUCGGGGAUUGGCCGAGAAGACUCAAUUGUACGAAUUGUUAGGUGGAAGAACAUCACAAUAUUUCCAGCCACUGGCUAUUUUAUGUACAUCGCCAUUCUCUGAAAAAUUGUGCAAGUCCCUGGUCGGUUAUCUUUACGGACCACUUGCAGCCGGCAGUUAUUAUAAUAAUUUGGUUUCCGACUAUUUAUCUGUCGAUCCAAGCGGUUCGAGUUUUUUACAAGUCAUUCAUUUUGGACAGCUUUUCCGUACAGGUCGAUUCGAAAAAUUUGAUGAUCAACAACUAGGAAAUCCACCCCAAUACAAUAUCUCAAAUGUUCAAACAAAAGUGCAUAUUAUUUACGGGACGAAUGAUUACAUUGUCCCCACAACGGGUAGUCAUAAACUGAUACGCAGACUGAGCAAAACAUUAGUUGCGGUUGACGAGACUGAUUUCAGUCAUUACGAUUUUUUCUUCGGCCAGCAAGCUCACCAACUACCAUCGCUUAUGUUACGAGUUAUAAAUGCACAUACAUGAAAAUGAAAUCAAAUAAAUACAGUGCAAAUCAAAAUGGAUAGAUAAAAAAAAUUGAAAUUGUUUCUCUGUAUUGUAAAUUAAAUUGUAUUUUUCUCCAUGGAUCCUAUUCGGUACAUUAAAUUGUGUUUCAUUCUGGUUCAGUGGAUGUCAA